AUGUCGGCAACAGCAACGAAGCCGUACCCCGUACCUGACGAUGAUGAUGACGACGACGGGCCUUCGAACAUUGACGACGGCGACUUGUACGACAUGUUCAACAUUGAUUGCGAUAACGAUGUUGAGAUAACUGCGUUCCGUUCGUGCAUGGAAUCAUCUAGUGCGUCGCGUAAGACAAUCAGCAGCGAAGACGUUGAAUUACCAGACAUCUCAAUACAGAGUUUCAAGCUUAGCAAAGGCAACAUCAUCAAGCCUGGCGAUACAGUCGAGCUCCGUGACCAUACGAAUCAACCUGCCGAUGCUAUGCAUAGCGGCGACUUUCUCAGAGUCAAGGCUAUCAUAAUGAACUUGGAGACCGAUCAAAUCCGUCUUCGAGGGCAUCGACUUCGCCGUACAAAGUAUCUUGGCCAGAUUUUCAACUGGAAGUUAAAUGAGCUUGGCAUGGUUUUGAACGUGGAUGAAGGCGAUCAUCGCUCCCCGCUUAUUGCAGGAAUGGAAGACGUGGACAUGAAAGAGGUCAUCCGCAUGCGAGAAUGCACGCUUACCAACAAACCAUUCCCCUUGCUGAGCUUUCGGUCAUAUGAAAGAGUCGCGUACCCUGUCGGCAUGAGCGAGGAAGAAAUCAAGCGCCAGAUCUUCUAUGGCGGACAACUGGCAUGCCGAGUCGUCAAAGUCUUCUACAUCAAGCCGAAAACAGGAAAGUCAUACGGUGGGGUGGCUCGACAACUUUAUGUGCACGAGGCGGAUACCAACCAGCGCGAUACAUCUAACGACGAAGCAUACGGUAGCAUCACUGUUAACAACUCUAUCAACAAUACGGUCCAUAAGAAAGUGCCUCCUACACGAAAGCGGUCAGCAAGAUCAGAGUCUCCUGAAGUUGAGCUCCUCGACAGCCCACUCAAGCGGAGAGCUUCGCGUUCUGUCCGACAUGGUAAGUUUGCAUUCGGGGAUGUAUUUUGUGGGGCUGGGGGAGCAUCCCAAGGUGCUUUGCAGGCCGGCUAUAGCAUAUGCUGGGGUCUCGACUUCGACCACACUGCCCUCGAGACGUAUCGUCUCAACCAUCCCACCGCACAUACUUUCGAACUGGAUGCCCACGAUUUCCCACCCAAGAACGUCUGCCCAAAAUGCUGGAAAGUUGAUGUCCUUCAUCUCUCGCCCCCUUGUUGCUAUUGGAGCCCUGCACACACCCAAGCUGGCCCAAACGAUCAAGCAAACUAUGAAUCGAUCUAUACUGUGGGGCCUAUUUUGAAGAAGGUGAGGCCGCGUAUUGCGACGCUGGAGCAGACGUCCGGUCUGGCUACAAGCCAAGAGCAUAAACGCAACUUCUUCAUGCUAUUGCAUGACAUCUGUGAAGCUGGCUACGACGUCCGGUACAGGAUCCAAGAUCUUUCACAGUUAGGUCUGGUUCAGAAGCGUAUGCGUUUACUUAUCAUUGCUGCAAGGCGAGGGACACCCCUCCCUCCCUUCCCCAAGCCAACUCAUGGUCCUGAGGGCAGUGGUCUCAAGCCCUUUGUUAACAUUGAAGAAGCUCUAAGGGACAUCGCCCGUCACCCAAACCGCUCGAUGAACGACCUCCAUCACCAACCAAAAUUGUUCACAAUGCCAAAACCUAGGUAUAGCUCCUAUUCACAACUCAAAGGUUGCAUAACAACUGGUGGAACGACGUCUUAUCAUCCCUCUGGAUUGCGCAACUUUACAGCACGCGAGUUAGCUCUGUUGCAAAGCUUUCCCGUGCGAUAUCGGUUUGCUGGCUCUACGGGCCAAGUCAAGAAACAAGCAGGGAAUGCCUAUCCACCAAUCACUAGUGAAGCUAUAUACCGGGAGAUUGCCAUGACAUUAGAUGCUUUUGAUGGCGGUCUCAUCGAUGCCGAAGAUGACCUCUCUAAUCUGAAUUUGGAUGCGCUGCUCAGAGCCAAUGAUCUAUCUAUCAGGAAUGACCCGAGGCACAUGAGGAACGAAUUUAACGAAGGUUUCGACUUGGAGAACCCUCGCCUGCGCACAACACCGAGCGACACAGACGAGGUCAUCGAUCUACUUGACGACGAACAUGAUGAGGAGUACGUUGAACUGUUGGGCGCUGAUGAUGAGGACGGAUUCAUUGACCUGCUGGACGCCGAUGAUGAGGACGAGUCGAUUGGCCUACUGGAUGAUGACGAUGAUGAAGGCCGAAACCAAGACGAAGAUGACGACGAAAUUGUGUACUUGGGUACACGAGAGUCAAACGGUUAUUUCUGA
Molecule: messenger RNA, 2235 nt
Organism: Pyrenophora tritici-repentis Pt-1C-BFP
Lineage: Eukaryota; Fungi; Ascomycota; Dothideomycetes; Pleosporales; Pleosporaceae
Product: Dcm, Site-specific DNA methylase
Biological process (GO): negative regulation of gene expression via chromosomal CpG island methylation
Cellular component (GO): nucleus
Molecular function (GO): DNA binding; DNA (cytosine-5-)-methyltransferase activity
Source: RefSeq, a predicted model, not a curated record